Molecule: messenger RNA, 2027 nt
Organism: Acanthochromis polyacanthus (spiny chromis)
Lineage: Eukaryota; Metazoa; Chordata; Actinopteri; Pomacentridae
Gene: tamm41
Product: TAM41 mitochondrial translocator assembly and maintenance homolog
Exons: 8
Coding region: 258-1289 (343 amino acids)
Biological process (GO): cardiolipin biosynthetic process; CDP-diacylglycerol biosynthetic process
Cellular component (GO): mitochondrion
Molecular function (GO): phosphatidate cytidylyltransferase activity
Source: RefSeq, a predicted model, not a curated record
AUCUGUGACGCAUUUUGUAGUCGACUGUAAACCACACAGCCGACCCAAACUGACCUGAUGGACGGGGUUUUACGAUAAAACAAGUCAUUUUAGUCCUGUACAGUGGUCGUAUUCGUCCUCAAUGGUAGUGAAACCCUCCCUCUGAAAUGUAUCUUUUACUUUAUACGGCCGAUAGUUUGUUUUACGGCUUAUGUAGUUGGUUAUUCUGUCGCUAACCGGCUUGUGUUGUUGCUGGAUAGUAUCGUAGCUAGUUUAAAAUGACUCUUCCAGCUUUGCACAACACCGGCGUGCUUUACAGGAGGAUACUGUCACAGUUUCCGCAGGACAUCAGUUUAGCUUUUGCCUACGGAUCUGGCGUAUUUAAACAGCAUGGGACCAGCCAAGGUCAAAUGGAGAAAAACAUGCUGGACUUUGUGUUUGCGGUGGACGACCCAGUGACGUGGCACACCAUGAACCUGCUGCAGAAUCGCAAACACUACUCUAUCCUGAAGCUGCUGGGUCCCACGAUGAUCAGCUCCAUACAGAAUGAACACGGGGCUUCUGUUUACUACAACACACUGGUGCCUGUGGAUGGCAGGAUAAUCAAAUACGGUGUGAUCAGCACAGAGUCUCUGAUUGACGACCUGACGCACUGGAAGACCAUGUAUGUUGCUGGACGCCUUCACAAACCAGUGAAAAUGCUGGUGCAGGGUGAGAAUGGGAAGCUCCGUGCCGCCCUGGUCGCCAAUCUGAAGAGUGCUGUGACGGCUUCUUUCCUCAUGCUGCCAGAGAGCUUCACUGAAGAAGAUCUUUUCCUGCAGAUAGCUGGUCUUUCUUAUGCUGGGGAUUUCAGGAUGGUGAUUGGAGAGGAUAAAUCCAAGGUGGCCAACAUCGUCCAGGACAACAUUCAGCACUUCAGGAUUCUGUACAGUAACAUCCUGCGGGACUGUCCUCAAGUGGUCUACAAACCUCAGCAAGGCAAACUUGAGGUUGACAAAAGCCCAGAAGGCCAGUUCACCCAGCUGAUGGCGUUACCUCGGACUCUUCAGCAGAGGAUCACAAAACUGGUCGACCCUCCGGGGAAAAACCGGGACGUGGAGGAGAUUCUGCUGCAGGUGGCUCAGGACCCCGACUGUGGAGCAGUUGUGCAACAAGGUAUCUCAUCUAUUGUGAAAUCCUCCAGUAUAACCCAGAGUAUUAAGGGCAUUGCUACAGCUGGUUUGUGGAAGACAGUGUCGUACAGCUCUAAAAAAAUGAUGAAGAUGUGGAAGGGCUGGAGGAGGAAGCCGUCUGUCUCACAGAUGUCCUGAUCCUCUUCGUUUACCAGGAACCUGUCUGUCCGACAAUCCAACAAUGUCCAUCCUUUGAUUUUUUUUCCCCUUGCCUCGUCAAACUGGCCAGAGCUAUCGCUCUCUAACCUCUGGUUAUAUAACUCCACAGUGUCUGUGAAUGCUGCCAAUUACCAGGUGUAGGACUGUGUGUGAAUAGCCUAGAACCAUGUCUGCAGCUGCCCUUUCUCACUAAAUUAAUAAAAGUCAUAGAAUAAAAGGUGACAUUUCCUGAGUUGGACUGAAUACCGGCUGACAUUUACUGUUACUACAGAUCUGGGCCUUUCUGAAUGAUGACUCAUGAGGAACUGUUGAAUGGACUCACGUUUAAUGAAGAAGUGAAUUUGGUUUCAUGUGUUAGGAUGCCAUCUUUUGAGUCAUGUGAGUGCUACAUAUGUGCAUAUUUCUCUGUGAAUGUUGCUGCUCAGUGAUGAAUGGUGGGCCACUGAGACGCAUGAAAUGGAGAAUAGUAUUUCUGUGUGGAGUUACGCUCAAAUACAAACAUUUCUUAUUCCUCUACUCACCCUGCCAAAGAUCUCUAAACUUUUAUUGUCCUCCUCUUCCUGUUUUUUCAGUGUUAUUUCACUUCAGCUCAUUUUGGUUCACCUUGUUAAUAUGAGCUGAUCAUUCUGCCGUUCUUUGAUGAGAAGAUCCACUGACUGGCUGUUUAAUUCAGCGCUAAAAAAUGGGUUAAAUAAACUUUUAUUAACACACCAUCAA